Messenger RNA from Rhagoletis zephyria (snowberry fruit fly), 1677 nucleotides. Its product is annotated as xenotropic and polytropic retrovirus receptor 1 homolog. NCBI's taxonomy places the organism in Eukaryota, Metazoa, Arthropoda, Insecta, Diptera, Tephritidae. The record is from RefSeq and is a predicted model, not a curated record. Gene Ontology annotation, cellular component: plasma membrane; Golgi apparatus; cytoplasm. Gene Ontology annotation, biological process: cellular response to phosphate starvation; phosphate ion transport. Gene Ontology annotation, molecular function: phosphate transmembrane transporter activity; inositol hexakisphosphate binding.
UUGGUGCUGUUACAAAACUAUCAAUCACUAAAUCAUACUGGAUUUAGAAAGAUACUGAAGAAGCACGAUAAGUUGCUGCGCAAUACCAGAGGCAAGCAGUGGUUCGAUUCUAAUGUAAACUCAAGUUUUUUCCAUACCAAUCGUGAGAUAAUGAAUCUAAUUCAUGAGACGGAGGAUGUGGUAACGAAACAUUUAGAAGGUGGCGAUCGUCAGCGUGCUAUGAAACGUUUACGUGUACCACCACUUGAAGAUAUAAAACAUCCAUGGACUUCCUUCCGUGUUGGUCUCUAUUUGGGCGCACUUGUUGUGCUACUUUCAGCGCUUGCCAUUUCACUGUUCAUGACGGAGCUGAGCGCAAAUGAUUGGGAUGCCUUAGUUCGACUCUUUCGCGCACCCUAUUCCGUUGCUAUUUACUUAGCGUUAAUUAGCAUCAACAUUCAUGGGUGGCGCAGGGCGGGUGUCAAUCAUGUGCUUAUUUUUGAAUUGGAUCCUCGACAAUAUCUGACAGCGGCACAUGUAAUGGAAAUGGCUGUCGCAUUGGCGGUAGUGGUUACGAUCACCUUACUUGCGUACAUACAUUUUAGUUACCUGAAAAUAUCGCGUUAUGUCUUCCCCUUGGCGUUGCUCAUAGCAAUGAUAACCUUCCUAGUGAAUCCAUUACCGAUUUGCAAUUAUGCUGCACGUAAAUGGUUACUCAAAGUUGCGGGUCGUGUCAUGGCAGCGCCAUUUUUCUAUGUUGGUUUUGCAGAUUUUUGGCUCGGCGAUCAGCUCAACUCACUCGCCUACUGUCUUGCUGAUUUUGCAUAUAUGAUUUAUUUCUACUGCACAAAUUUAAAUAUGGAUGACGCGCGCGAACCAAUUGCAUGUGUGAGGGGCAAUCAAGUACUUUUCUCAGUUGUUUUGGUGCUACCGGCUUGGUUUCGGUUCGCUCAGUGUUUGAGACGAUAUCGUGAUACGGGUUUGGUUUUCCCGUUCAUCGUGAAUGCGGGCAAGUACUCGAUGUCGUUUUUUGUAUCAUUGUUCGGUUUCCUCAUGGCCACCACGCGCUACUCUUAUGAAUAUUACUUUGAUAAUCCCUUUGUUUGGUUCUUCAUUGUCGCAAAUAUUGUGCAGACUGUUUACUGUCUUACUUGGGAUAUGAUUAUGGAUUUUGGUGUGUUCAAGAAGUUUAGCGGCGAAAAUAUAUUUCUGAGGGAUCAAUUACUCUAUCCGGCGAGCUUCUAUUACUUUGCAAUUGUUGAAAACUUUUUCUGUCGCAUAUUUUGGGCGCUUAAACUGUACAUAUACCAGCGAAACUAUGUGACGGUAUUCCAUUGCAAUACAAUCGCCAGCGCGCUGGAGAUGUUCAGACGCUAUAUUUGGAAUUAUUUUCGUUUGGAGAAUGAACAUCUAUUCAACGCAGGCAAAUUUCGUGCUGUGCGCGAUAUUUUUGUAGCACCAAUCGAUCCUGGCGAUGAGAUACUGUUGCAACGCAUGAUGGAUGAGGUAGAUGGCGCAAACAAUCGUUCGCCAAAUUCCAAUANUAAAUUUCGUGCUGUGCGCGAUAUUUUUGUAGCACCAAUCGAUCCUGGCGAUGAGAUACUGUUGCAACACAUGAUGGAUGAGGUAGAUGGCGCAAACAAUCGUUCGCCAAAUUCCAAUACGAAUGGAGAUGUUAUUGACAUGAAAGAGGACUAA